GUCAUUAGUCUCGUGUUGUUGUCUGAUGUAGCAACUAGCUAGCAACCAGCCUGAAUCAGUGUUAGCUGGAAGAAAGAAAAACCUCAUUAUUGUUUUAAUUGUAACGAAGUACUUCAAACCAAAAAGCGCCUAAAGAAUGAGAAGAGUUACCUUAUUUAUUAACGGGACUUGUAAAAAUGGCAAGGUUGUAGCAGUAUACGGGACCUUGUCCGACUUACUAUCCGUAGCCAGCAAUAAGUUAGGAAUCAAAGCCUCCUGUUUGUACAACGGGAAGGGUGGUCUCAUAGAUGACAUCGCCCUCAUAAGAGAUGACGACGUGCUGUACGUGUCCGAAGGAGAUCCGUUUAUCGACCCUCAACAUGAAGCCAAGGUUACGUCUGAUCAGCACGGAGCACACACCGAUUGGCUGACCCUUAAUAUUGGUGGUCGACCCUUCACCACCACCAGGAGCACGUUGGUCAGCAAAGAGCCGGAGAGUAUGCUCGCUCACAUGUUUCGAGAGAAAGACGUGUGGGGGAACAAGCGGGACCGGCACGGGGCUUACCUAAUCGACCGCAGCCCCGAAUACUUCGAGCCUAUCCUCAACUAUCUGAGACACGGCCAGCUCAUUAUCAAUGAAGGCAUAAACAUACGAGGCGUCCUCGAGGAGGCUCGCUUCUUUGGAAUCGAACAGCUGGCUGAACAGCUGGAAGUAGCGAUCAAGAACACGCAGCCACCCGAGGACCACUCUCCCAUUUCCCGAAAGGAGUUUGUUCGUUUUCUGUUGGCGACGCCCACCAAGUCAGAGCUCCGCUGUCAGGGUCUUAAUUUCAGUGGUGCUGAUCUGUCCCGACUUGAUUUGCGUUACAUCAAUUUCAAGAUGGCUAACCUCAGCCGCUGCAAUCUGACGCAUGCCAACCUGUGCUGCUCCAAUCUGGAGCGGGCCGAUCUCUCCGGAGCCAACCUGGAUGGCGCUAACUUACAAGGGGUGAAGAUGCUGUGUUCCAACGCCGAGGGAGCCUCUCUCAAAGGAUGCAACUUUGAAGAUCCGUCUGGACUGAAGGCCAACCUGGAAGGUGCUAACCUGAAAGGGGUUGACAUGGAAGGAAGCCAGAUGACAGGUAUCAACCUGCGUGUGGCCACUCUGAAAAAUGCAAAGCUGAAGAAUUGUAACCUGCGGGGAGCCACUUUAGCAGGGACCGAUCUGGAGAACUGUGAUCUGUCCGGCUGCGAUCUACAGGAAACCAACCAUGAGAGCCCAACGUGAAAGGAGCCAUUUUCGAAGAGAUGCUGACCCCGCUGCACAUGUCACAGAGCGUCAAGAUAACUCUGCAACACUCCUACAAGUCCAGUGUGGACCCAGCUG
This is a messenger RNA of Morone saxatilis (striped sea-bass), 1345 nucleotides long. It is a transcript of the gene kctd9a, whose product is annotated as potassium channel tetramerization domain containing 9a. NCBI's taxonomy places the organism in Eukaryota, Metazoa, Chordata, Actinopteri, Moronidae. Gene Ontology annotation, molecular function: protein binding. Gene Ontology annotation, biological process: protein homooligomerization; intracellular signal transduction. Bases 137 to 1246 code for a protein of 369 amino acids. The record is from RefSeq and is a predicted model, not a curated record. The transcript is spliced from 12 exons.